AUGUUGUCCAAAAAACUGUUUGAACAGCUAGAGUUCAUUUGCAGAAAAACAAGAAAUUCCAACCUAAUGUUUGGGGGUAUUCAAAUUAUAGCUGUUGGUGAUUCCUGACAACUCCCUUCAGUACCUGACAACCUAAAAGUUGAUGCAGGAGAGUACUGUUUUAAGUCUGAAAUAUGUGUUCAAUUAUUUCAGCACAAAUUUGUGCUUCAACGACAAUUUCCAUUGUGUCUUGCAUUUUCAAUAACUAUUCAUAAGUCACAAGGUCUCACUCUUGAUCGUGUUGAAGUAGAUGCAAGUUAUAUCUUUGUUGCAGGGCACUAAGGAGUAGCAACAGAAAGUUUCGACCACAAAAGUUCGUCUUCUUACCUUUUGCUUUCAAAAGAUAAUGUUCAACAUUCUGAUUUGGAAAAUAAUUCUAAAUACAAAAGUACACUUUAUGAGACAAAAAGAAAACAGAACCUUUCUCAGGGGUUAACAACUAUAUGUGACUCUAUGUUUGAAUUCAUCUUAGCUGUAGAGGAAAAAAGGAAACGUGUUCAACAUGAUAAGGAUAGAGAGGAGUGGAUUGGAUGGGAUUUGUGUGAUGCAUGGUACAACAGACAGUGUUCCCAAAUAAGUGAUGAAUUGUGGGAAAAGAUCGGCGACAGUGAUUGGUAUUGUCCAAAAUGUUUACAGUAA
Molecule: messenger RNA, 678 nt
Organism: Mytilus californianus (California mussel)
Lineage: Eukaryota; Metazoa; Mollusca; Bivalvia; Mytilida; Mytilidae
Exons: 5
Source: RefSeq, a predicted model, not a curated record